Molecule: messenger RNA, 2264 nt
Organism: Rhinolophus ferrumequinum (greater horseshoe bat)
Lineage: Eukaryota; Metazoa; Chordata; Mammalia; Chiroptera; Rhinolophidae
Gene: DCAF13
Product: DDB1 and CUL4 associated factor 13
Exons: 11
Coding region: 105-1442 (445 amino acids)
Biological process (GO): maturation of SSU-rRNA from tricistronic rRNA transcript (SSU-rRNA, 5.8S rRNA, LSU-rRNA)
Cellular component (GO): small-subunit processome; nucleolus
Molecular function (GO): protein binding
Source: RefSeq, a predicted model, not a curated record
AGGAAGUAGUCUAGAAGAAGCGGAAGUAGAAUUAGCCGGAGGAGGCGGCGGUAGCGGCACCUGGAGGGAAAGGCUCGUGGAGUCCGGGAGAACUGAUCGCCAAGAUGAAGGUGAAGAUGCUGAGCCGAAACCCGGACAACUAUGUCCGCGAAACCAAGUUGGACUUACAGAGAGUUCCAAGAAACUAUGAUCCUACCUUACAUCCUUUUGAGGUCCCACGAGAAUACGUAAGAGCUUUAAAUGCUACCAAACUGGAACGGGUAUUUGCAAAACCAUUCCUUGCUUCCCUGGAUGGUCACCGAGAUGGAGUCAAUUGCUUGGCAAAGCAUCCAAAGAGCCUGGCUACUGUCCUUUCUGGGGCAUGUGAUGGAGAGGUUAGAAUUUGGAACUUGACUAAACGAAACUGUAUCCGUACAAUACAAGCACAUGAAGGUUUUGUACGUGGAAUAUGUGCUCGCUUUUGUGGGACUUCUUUUUUUACUGUUGGUGAUGACAAAACUGUGAAGCAGUGGAAAAUGGAUGGACCAGGUUUUGGAGAAGAGGAAGAACCAUUGCAUACAAUAUUAGGAAAGACAGUGUAUACCGGAAUUGAUCAUCACUGGAAAGAAGGCGUUUUUGCUACAUGUGGACAGCAAGUAGAUAUUUGGGAUGAACAAAGAACCAGUCCUAUAUGUUCAAUGACCUGGGGAUUCGACAGUAUAAGUAGUGUUAAGUUUAAUCCGAUUGAGACAUUUCUCUUGGGAAGUUGUGCUUCUGACAGGAAUAUAGUACUAUAUGAUAUGAGGCAAGCUACUCCUCUGAAAAAGGUCAUCUUAGACAUGAGAACAAAUACAAUUUGUUGGAACCCUAUGGAAGCUUUCGUUUUUACUGCAGCAAAUGAAGAUUACAACUUAUAUACGUUUGACAUGCGUGCACUGGACAGUCCCGUAAUGGUCCACAUGGAUCAUGUUUCCGCAGUGCUUGAUGUGGAUUACGCCCCCACUGGGAAGGAGUUUGUGUCCGCCAGUUUUGAUAAAUCUAUUCGAAUCUUUCCUGUGGAUAAAAGUAGAAGCAGGGAAGUCUAUCACACAAAAAGAAUGCAACACGUUAUCUGUGUAAAAUGGACUUCUGACAGCAAAUACAUUAUGUGUGGAUCUGAUGAAAUGAAUAUUCGUCUGUGGAAAGCUAACGCUUCUGAAAAAUUGGGUGUGCUUACAUCACGAGAAAAAGCAGCCAAAGAUUAUAACCAGAAGUUAAAGGAGAAAUUUCAGUAUCAUCCUCAUAUAAGACGAAUUGCCCGUCACCGCCAUCUACCAAAAUCUAUCUACAGCCAGAUUCAAGAACAGCGCAUCAUGAAAGAAGCUCGUCGACGAAAGGAAGUGAAUCGUCUCAAACAUAGCAAGCCUGGAUCUGUGCCGAUUGUGUCAGAGAAGAAGAAACACAUAGUGGCAGUUGUGAAAUAAUAUUUGGUAUUCCCACCAAUACUGAUGUAUAAUUAUUUGUUAUGUUUUGAUUUGCAAACUACGAAUAAAAAUACAGUUGACCCUUUAGCAACACAGGUUUGAACUGACUGGGUCCACUUAUAUACGGAUUUGUUUCAAUAAAUACACAGUUGGCCCUUUGUAUUCCCAGGUUUUGAAUCCAGGGAUUCAACCAACUGUGGAUCAAACACAGUGUUUUCUUUCCGAGGUUGGGAAUCUGCAAAUGUAGAGGGUCGACUGAAGUUAUAUGUGGAUUUUCGACUGCCCAGUGGGUCGGCGCCCCUGACUUCCACAUUGUUCAGGGAUCAACUAUACUGGUUCUCAGUAUAACAAACAGUUUAGUUAUCUGUAUUGAACUUUAUUGUUGCUCAUUUUAACUACCCGGAAAUAUUAUCUUUAAAAGGUGGCCUGGUUCAUAAGACUAUCCCAACAUUUUAUCCUUAAUCUACUUUCUUACUAAAGAAUACAGUAUUUGCAAACUAGCUUAUUUUUUCUGUUAGAAAUUGCAGAUAUACUUUUGUUCUGAUCUAUUAUUAUAGAUACUAUAAAUUUACAUUUAAGACCAAACAUCUCUUGUGUUACAUUUAAUAUUACUUUGAAUAAUUACUGCAAUGAUUCUUCUUAAGGUUUCAUAGAACAUGUAAAAGAAUAAUGUCAGAACUUUUUUCAGUUGAAUAUACUGUCUGUGCUUUAUUCAUAUUUGGCUUUUUGAGACUUUAAAGAUGAUCAGCCUGCAUUUAUGUAACUUUUAUAAUUGAUCAUUUCAAUUUAUGGUCAAGUCACAAUAAUAAACAUCCUUUUUCU